AUGUCAUCAAUGUGUGUAACUGUGAGGCCUGUGGGUAACUCGUCCCUGAGCGAGGCCGGCAGGCGCGUCGCCUGUCGGAGCACUCAGUGUGGGGAACCCCGGGGACAGGAGCCCGUUCUCCUACCGGCAGGUGCGCCCCUGUGGAUGCAGCACCUGCGCUGUAACGGAAACGAGGAGAACCUGUGGAAAUGUGAGUUCUCCCAGUGGAGCGUCAACUACCAACAACACACAACCGAGAAGAUCACCUGCUCCUCUAACAUCACCAUGUGGUUGGAGGAUUUCCGUUGUGCUGGAAGAGUUCGAUUCUCAGACGGAAAAAACCAAGGACACAUCUGUAAAGAUAAAUUUGAUCACCAGGAGGUUCGUCUUCGGGGGAACAGACAGAACCUUUGCUCUGGGAUCCUGGAGCAGAAGGUCUCAGGAUCCUGGAGCCCGAUCCAGAACCUGGACCAGAACCAGAACCAGACCAAGGAGCGACUGAAGACCUGGUGUCAACAAAUGUUCUGUGGAGACUACCACAACCACACACAGACGCACAACAACACACACCUGACCUGCUCCGGACGUGUGAGUGUUCUCCUCACCUCCAAAGGGAAGCCCAGUGUCUGUUAUGGGACGGUUCAGGUGAAGCAGCAGGAGGAGCAGUCUCCAGUUUGUGCCACUCAAUGGAAAAAAACCGAACUUUGACAUAGUGUGCGCCCAACUGCAGUGUGGACAGGUGGUCAGUUCUUCACUUCAAAGUGCCUCUUUGUCUUCCCCUUCCUCUUCUUCGUUCUUGGAUUACGUGAGCUGCUCUGAACACGACUUGUCUUUGUGGUUUUGUAAAGCCAGACACAGCUCCACCCCCCUCCCCU
Messenger RNA from Boleophthalmus pectinirostris (great blue-spotted mudskipper), 854 nucleotides. Its product is annotated as scavenger receptor cysteine-rich type 1 protein M130-like. The coding region runs from base 1 to 687 and encodes 228 amino acids. The record is from RefSeq and is a predicted model, not a curated record. NCBI's taxonomy places the organism in Eukaryota, Metazoa, Chordata, Actinopteri, Gobiiformes, Gobiidae. Gene Ontology annotation, cellular component: membrane. The transcript has 6 exons.